This is a messenger RNA of Gryllus bimaculatus (two-spotted cricket), 879 nucleotides long. NCBI's taxonomy places the organism in Eukaryota, Metazoa, Arthropoda, Insecta, Orthoptera, Gryllidae. The record is from the annotation of a GenBank genome assembly.
AUGCUUGGUUCAAUGAAAGAAAAUAGUUUGCGGGACACUGGCGCCGGAGCGAGAGGCCGUGCCAUGGACGGCGGCGGCGCGGCGAGCAGCGCGGCCGAGGGCUCUUCUGCAGCGCCGGUGAGCGCUGGCGCGUCGCCCUCCGCCUCCGCCUCUGCCUCCGCCUCCGCCUCUGCUUCCGCCUCCGCCUCUGCCACCGCCUCCGCCUCCGUCUCCAGCUCCGCCUCCCCGGCCGCGCCGGCGCGCCGGUCCAUGGGCACCGCAUCUUCGCGCUCCCGGGAAUUUUUUUUCAAAUCUUCAAUCCAUAAAAAAAAAUUGGAGGUAUCCCUUCUGGCAUGGAAGUGCUCCAUUGCCGGGAGCGCUGCCUCGGCGUCGGCGUCGGGCUUGGAGCUGUACGAGUCGGAGAGCGGCCAGGAGCUGACGCUGUCUCCGCAGGCGUACGCCGCGUCGGCGGAGGCCUUCAUCAACGACAACUCGGAUAGUCUAGGUGUGAACGGCGACGCCGAAGCUGCAGGAGCGUGUCCGGACGUGAACACCAAGGGCUGCAGCGCAGAGACAGCGCGCCUCGCAGUGAAAAAGCCGCGCCCCAAGGCGGCCUCCCCGAACCGGCAGGGCCCGCAGCAAUGCCAGGUGUGCGGCAAGGUGUUCGGCAACGCAUCGGCGCUCGCCAAGCACAAGCUGACCCACAGCGACGAACGGAAGUACGUGUGUGGAGUGUGCGGGAAGGCGUUCAAGAGACAGGACCAUUUGAACGGCCACAUGCUGACCCAUCGCAACAAGAAGCCCUACGAGUGUAAGGCCGAGGGCUGCGGCAAGUCGUACUGCGACGCACGCUCUCUUCGGCGGCAUACCGAGAACCACCACGCCACGGGCGCCGGCGCC